Molecule: messenger RNA, 429 nt
Organism: Cuculus canorus (common cuckoo)
Lineage: Eukaryota; Metazoa; Chordata; Aves; Cuculiformes; Cuculidae
Product: cystatin-A-like
Exons: 3
Coding region: 49-342 (97 amino acids)
Cellular component (GO): cytosol
Molecular function (GO): cysteine-type endopeptidase inhibitor activity
Source: RefSeq, a predicted model, not a curated record
ACGCCGUGUUCAGGAACACCCCUCAUUGCAGAGACAUUACCUGCCACUAUGAUGCCUGGGGGCUUCACCGAUCCCAGGCCUGCUACUCCAGAAAUCCAGCAGAUUGCUAACCAGGUGAAGCCACAACUCGAAAAGGAGGUGAACAUGACAUAUCCCAUCUUUAAUGCCGUAGAAUAUAGGUCUCAAGUGGUUGCUGGGACUAACUACUGUAUUAAGGUCCAAGUUUCUGAUGACGAGUAUGCCCACUUACUGGUGUUUCGUGCCCUUCCACAGGAAGACCAAGGUCCCAAACUUGUCCGGUAUUGGACUGGCAAAACCAGAUACGAUCCUCUGGAAUGCUGAGAGAUCAUGGGGAAUGAUGCCUCAGUUGUGCAAACUGCACGUGGAUUCUGCCUGCGUCAGUAAAUGCAGGACAAUAAAAUAAGUUUU